AUGGGACCACCAGGAUCAAAUAUAAAUUAUUCAAAUAAAAGCAAUUCAACCUGUUAUAUUACUGAAAAAAUGUAUCUAUUGCUGUAACUAUACCUACAAAAUAAUAGUUGGAAUCCAAGUUUAGAAUUACUGCAGUGUUACACAGAGUUAAAGGAAACAUCUGUUUUACCAAGUGCUUCUUAUUUACAAACGUUAGUCAGUAAGAUAAGUUUGAACGAUCAAGGUAGGUUAAUACUUAGAGAAAAUGGCAAAUUAAUAAUUCCUUAUGAAUAAUUUGCAAAUGCAAUAAUGAUGAAGCAUUUGCAUGGUCCUCGUGGAAUACAUUUAAGUCUUGAGAAUACGAUUAAAGCAGUUAUGGACAAUUUUACAGUUGGAAAAGAGUCUUUUGGGAUGGAAAAAGAAUUUAUUAUUGAAAUAGUUCAAAACUGUCAAAAUCCUGACUGUCGAUAUAAUAAAAUUCAAUUUGAAUUAUCUCAAAAAGCAGCUAGUAUGGGAUUGAUUUAUACUCAAAAAUGUGAAAUUGAUUCAAAUUUAUUUCAUAAUUCAGAUUUGCAAAUGAUAUUAAAUACACCAAUUUCAUCACGUAUUCAAAAAUCGUUAUCUGAUUCAUCUGAAACUAGGAAUACUAAUAAUUUGCUGUUAAACAAUCAAUCUUCUAAUAUAAAAAAUGUUAAUACAAAACUUUUCGAUUCUUCAUUAAUAGUUUUACCAUCUUCUGAAUCAUAUAGAUUAACAGACUUUUUACGCAUUAAUUCAGAAAGUUAUGAAAACCUGGUCAAGGUUAAAAAUUUAGAAAUUUCAGGAAAAGAAUUAUUAUCAAUACAUAAUGGAGUUUGGUCAAUAGAUACGGAAAUUAAAAGCUUGAAUUCUACCACAAUAUGUGACGGGCAAGAAAAAAUUAUUAGAUCUUUUACUGAAAUUAUGAAAAAUAUGACACGAAUGAAAUCUUGUAUCAGACCAGCGAUGUGUAAACCUUAUGGAAAGCAGUCAGACACUCUUCAAAAAAAAUUGGUAGAUACAAUUCAACUUAUACAGUCCUUACGAAGGAUUUUACCGUCACCACAUAUUUCUAUAUUAAGCUGGAAAAAUAAAGAUAAAUAUAGACUAGAAUCUACUUAUUUACCAAUACUAUAA
Molecule: messenger RNA, 1134 nt
Organism: Ceratosolen solmsi marchali
Lineage: Eukaryota; Metazoa; Arthropoda; Insecta; Hymenoptera; Agaonidae
Exons: 5
Source: RefSeq, a predicted model, not a curated record